AAAUAUAAAACCAGUUAUAUUAAUGCUUGUCUCAGUCAUCACCUUUUUUUUCUUCUUCUUUAAGCAGAGCGGGUCUCAGGAAUACUCUCUUCAAAAGUGGAAAGAGCCCCUUCUACAAUGAUGAAUGCCGACAUGGAUGCUGUUGAGGCUGAGAAUCAGGUGGAAUUAGAAGAGAAAACACGGCUUAUUAAUCAAGUUUUGGAACUGCAGCACACACUUGAAGAUCUCUCAGCACGAGUAGAUGCUGUUAAGGAAGAAAACUUGAAACUGAAAUCAGAGAACCAAGUUCUUGGACAGUAUAUAGAAAAUCUGAUGUCAGCAUCUAGUGUUUUCCAAACAACUGACACAAAAAGCAAAAGGAAGUAAGGGUUGACUCACAGAUGAUGUCAUUGUAUUGCUGCUGUCUUUUUUUGUUUUAAUUGGCAUAGGCUACAUGAGCUAAAGUACCUUAGUUUGUGGCUUUACUGGAUACCUGAAGAUUAUAAACUUUGGUGAUAAACAGAAUUAAGAACAUUGUCAUGAACAGAAGACAUAAGUUUAUGUAUUGUUAAGGUUAAGCAAUGUGCAAAUGUAGUGUAGAGACUUACUAAAUCUUCAUAAUUGUUUUAAAAAUGAGCUUAUGUUAAAAAUGGGAUUCAGUUUGUCAGGUUAAACAAAAAUCUAUUGGCACUCUUUGAGGUCUUAGGGUAGUGUUCUUGACUAGCAGAAUAAUAUUUAUAACAUUGUGUUGAAAACCUUACUUAGCAAAAAUAUUCGAAGUCUAAUUGCAGCACCUUUUUCACUUAAAAUACAUUUAGAUUACUGCACAGUACUGUCCAUAGCUCUGCAAAACAACCUCAAACAAAAACCUAUAAACCCGUUAAGAAUUUCUAUAAAAGUAAUAAUAGUAUGAUAUUAGUUGCAGGGCUUGUGUACAGAAGAAACACCGAAGAUCUUUUGGGGAGAGGUAGGGUAAGGGAACAGGGAUAAGCAAUUUACAACAGGGAAGUACCAAACUGAUGCAGUACCAGUGUUUGUAGUUUGUAAGAUGUACACUUCAUACCAUUUCCACCUUCCUGUUUCCUCAAAGAGUGAUCAGGCACAGUACGAUGUAUGAUCUUCCUGAAGUUUUUCAGUUGUGUUUUGAAGAGUUAAAUAAAAACCUGAGUAGUAAGCUUUAUGGAAACAGGUCAGCAAUGUUCCUCGUGCUUGUUGUAACCAGUCAGCAGAGAGGAACUGAGAGCAAGUUUUUCCUUGCCACCUUUUACUUUCCUCCUGAAGUGCCAAACUUGUCUUUGCUUCAGGCCUUAGAGCAUCUGCUUUCCUGCCCCAGAGCCUAAGCUUGUGAAGUACCUCAAGGCACUGCAUGAAAACAUCUGAAGCAGAAGACUGCAGUGGAACAAAGGUGGCUUUUGCCUCUCAAAAUGAGCAGUGCCAAGGUGUGCUGUUUUUUACUGGCUUGACUGUUUGUUAGGUUUUGUGAAGGAGCUCAUCCCAGAUUAGGGGCCUGAGCACUUCCCAUAGAGGCAGCAGGUCUAGAAUAAAUCAGUAUUAAAGGAGAGCAGAAGCUGAAAUACAAACGAUGCAAGUUUUAGCAGUACUCAGUUGCAUCCAUUUCAUUUUGCCAUACAGCAGCAUCGCAGACUUAAUUAUGGAUGUUACCUAGAACUGAGGUCUGUCUCUUCAGUCAUGAAGCCAUUAUACUUUACCUUUUAACAAAACGAAACCAGUAGUUCAAGGAUCUCUUUCAGCCUUGCUGUGAUGAAUUACAUAAAGCUGCAGGAACUGAAUGAAUGGAUGUGAUAGAAUACAUCUCUCUCAAACCCCAAGUUUCUUGGCAGCUAAGCACUGCUGUGUCUCAAGCAUAAGCUGACAUUGUGAGGUUCCCCCUCCCAAAGGAGAGGUUUCCCAUUUCUCCCUAUUUAAGAUGACCAUACAGCACUUACUGGAGUGUCAGCAAAGGAAAAUGAUCGCAAACAAAGCACUUAAAAUUCAGUCUUGAGAGCUGUUCACAAGUUGGAGUCAAGAAACCUAAAGAUGUAAAAAGUUUUACACACCAAAGCACAAAUGGCUGAUACCAUUUGUGUCAUGGGGUCCUGUAAACAUCCAGAAUUAUUUUUAAUCUUCCGUGGACUAGUCUCUCACUUUACUGCCUAGCUGGAACUACAAAUUAAUCCAAGAAUUGCUAGUACGUAGAGUAGAUCACAUGGUUAGUCCAGGGUUUGAGCAUUAAAAAAAGAACAAUCACGCCAAGCACUUAAGACUGCACAGCAUCACAGCCAUCCUAGCUUUAAAGCCAUGUCAGCUGCACAUCUCCAUCUGCACUGUAGGAGAUCAAGUAACACCGCAUGCACUUGUUAGACUUCAGCAAUUGCCCAAGAUCAAGUAGUUUUAAAAAUCAUGGCUUUGUAUUGUAAGAUUGGAUAGUGAUAUUUUAUCCACUGGUAUGUAUAUAGUAGUCAUUUCACCCGUGUACCAUUUUACAUCCCACUAUUGUGGCCUUCAUUUAACUUAUGAACAUUUUAAAGAUGUUGUAUUUCUGACUUUACACUAAUAAAAACUUUUGAUUUGUCUCA
Messenger RNA from Athene cunicularia (burrowing owl), 2555 nucleotides. RefSeq names its product short coiled-coil protein (gene SCOC). Gene Ontology annotation, cellular component: trans-Golgi network. The record is from RefSeq and is a predicted model, not a curated record. The transcript has 3 exons. Lineage: Eukaryota; Metazoa; Chordata; Aves; Strigiformes; Strigidae. The coding region runs from base 118 to 366 and encodes 82 amino acids.